AUGAAUGUUCUUGUAGGACAUGUGGUCUGCGUGAGCUUCCCUGGUAACGCUCCCUCCGAAGUCAAUACCUAUGCCACUGGAAAGUAUGGAGCUCCAGCCACUGUGGCAGCUCCAAUCCCAACUGAUAUUGUUGCCGGGACCAACGUGAAAUGUGGCAAGUACUAUCGUGUUAAAGAGUUUGACUACUGUCGAGCGAUUGCCAUGGCAAAUGGUAUCAACCUAUCGGAUUUCCUCUUCUUGAACCCAGAGCUUCAUGAAAAUUGCACGAACCUCCACAGCAACUAUAGCUAUUGCGUCCAGCCCGUGGGGAACAUCAAGACGUAUCCAGGUUACAUAGGGCCUGCAAGAGUGUCUCCAGCGGUACCAUCCAGAUUUUGGGGGACCAGUCGUGCGUGGGACUCUCUUCCGACACCCACAAGUCUGACAUCCUGGAAGCCAAUUGUUCUGCCGAGUACUGCGCCCUUGGCCAACCACACAAGAAAGGACUGUGAUGUGUAUGAGGACAAUACGGAUGGACCUAUCCCGUGCUACUGGAUGGCACGAGGAGUGAGCUUUUACAACUUCGUCCAGUGGAAUCCCUCAUUAAACUUCUGGAAUUGCACAUUGACCAACAAUACGCGAUACUGCACGUUGCUAGGACCCGGAUACUACCUCAGCAACCUGCCAGAUGACGAGCCAGCGGAUGAAUAUGCCGAAUACCCCUCUAAUGCCGCACCCAACUCGACCAAAGAAUGCUACAUUUGGUAUGAAACAUCAGGAGAGAGUGCAUCUUGCGUUUCCAUUUUGGCAGAUGCGGACAUCUCAUUUGAUGCGUUCUAUUCAUGGAAUCCAAGCAUCAAGAGUGAUUGCUCCAAUAUUUGGCUCAGUACUUCGUAUUGCAUUGAAGGAACCGAUUUUGAUGAUGAUUACUUUGAUCAUGGAACUUCAUCUACAACUGCUUCGCCCUGUUCUACUACAACACCUACUGGUGCGAGAGACAUCGUGCCAGAUCUGGGGCUCAAUUAA
Messenger RNA from Penicillium paradoxum, 1005 nucleotides. Its product is annotated as LysM peptidoglycan-binding domain-containing protein. The record is from RefSeq and is a predicted model, not a curated record. The transcript has 5 exons. NCBI's taxonomy places the organism in Eukaryota, Fungi, Ascomycota, Eurotiomycetes, Eurotiales, Aspergillaceae. The coding region runs from base 1 to 1005 and encodes 334 amino acids.